Molecule: messenger RNA, 657 nt
Organism: Ostrinia nubilalis (European corn borer)
Lineage: Eukaryota; Metazoa; Arthropoda; Insecta; Lepidoptera; Crambidae
Product: mediator of RNA polymerase II transcription subunit 25-like
Exons: 5
Coding region: 94-657 (187 amino acids)
Biological process (GO): positive regulation of transcription by RNA polymerase II
Cellular component (GO): transcription regulator complex; mediator complex
Source: RefSeq, a predicted model, not a curated record
UGUGGUCAAAAUAAGAAAUUAUUUGUCGAAUGCUUGGUUGUUGGUGAACCAAAAGAAGUUUCUUUCAUAAAAUUAUUUUGUAAAGUGGUUUAAAUGAAUAUAUCAAUGGUGGCCAACGCGCCAGACACGCCUGUACAGGCUGAAGUCAUCUUUGUCAUAGAAGCCACAGCAGCCAAUGGGGCCUACAUCAGUGAACUUAAAACGAAUUACAUUGUACCCACACUGGAAUAUUUCCAUGGAGGUGCGCUAGAGGAAGGCGGCGGCAGUGGUUCCAUGUACGCUGUAGUGACAUACAAGUCAGCAGAUUGUCACCCCGGCCUUCCGGUUGACACGUUUGGACCGUUCGCAUGCCCACAAGAAGUUUUACAAUGUGUAGAUAACAUCGAGUUCAUUACGGGACACGCUGAAAAUCGAGCGUGUGUGACAGAGGCCCUGUCAACGGCUCUGGCGUGCUUGGACGAGCUCGGCCGCACCGACAUACCUCUGCACAUCCUGCUGCUGUGUUGCUCGCCGCCGUACUCGGCGUAUGCCGGCGGGCUGGUGCCUCCAGGGGCGCCAGCCACAGUCGAGCAAGCCGCGCGUCUGUUAGCUGAACGCGGGGUACACUUAUUAACACAAGGGCGCCAGCCACAGUCGAGCAAGUCGCGCGUCUGUUAG